AUGUCAACAACAUUUUCUUUUGUUGGAAAACAAAUAAUCAUCUAUUGUGGAACACCCAUCUUUAUUGGUGGUGUAUGUGGAGGACUUCUUAACGCUCUUGUAUUACUUAGUCUUCGAACAUUUCGAGAAAGUUCAUGUGCAUUUUAUUUAAUUAUAAUGUCUAUUUUUAACAUUGGUCAAUUGUUUACUGGUCUUUUUUCACGGAUUAUGAUCGCACUAUAUGAUAUUGAUGGAACAGAAACAUCAUUAUUCUAUUGCAAAUUUCGAUUCUAUUUAUUUCAUGUAUGUACUGCAACUUCAUUGACAUGUCUCUGUUUAGCUACAUUCGAUCAAUACUGUGCUACGUGUUCUCGUCCACGUUGGCAACAAUUAUGUAAUAUUAAAUUGGCUCAACGUCUAGUAAUCAUAAGUAUUAUCAUAUGGGCUUUGCAUGGAAUUCCAUUUUUAGUGUAUUUUAAUCAUAUUCAAUCGUCUGUUACAAACAGAGUCACAUGUACUAGUACAAAUAUUAUUUUUACUCAAUAUCGUGCUUUUAUUAUCCUUCUUGGCCUUAUUGGAUAUCUACCCGUUACUAUUGCAACUUUAUUUGGAUUGAUGGCUUAUUAUAAUGUACAACAAACCACACAUCGUGCGAUGCCUCUUGUUCGACGUGAACUAGAUAAACAGUUAACUAUAAUGGUUCUGGUACAAGUUGUCGUAAAUAUCUUUACUUUGAUACCAUAUACUACUGUCAAUGCUAUAGCAACCAAUGCAAACAGUAUACAUGAUCCAGUUCUACAAGCCAAUCUUCUGCUCGUCAUACCUAUAACUCUCGUCAUUUACUAUAUAUAUUUUGCAGUAAGUAUUAAAUACUGA
Messenger RNA from Rotaria sp. Silwood1, 855 nucleotides. Lineage: Eukaryota; Metazoa; Rotifera; Eurotatoria; Philodinida; Philodinidae. The record is from the annotation of a GenBank genome assembly.